Molecule: messenger RNA, 1326 nt
Organism: Arthroderma uncinatum
Lineage: Eukaryota; Fungi; Ascomycota; Eurotiomycetes; Onygenales; Arthrodermataceae
Product: pseudouridine synthase
Exons: 2
Coding region: 1-1326 (441 amino acids)
Biological process (GO): tRNA modification; mRNA pseudouridine synthesis
Cellular component (GO): mitochondrion
Molecular function (GO): RNA binding; pseudouridine synthase activity
Source: RefSeq, a predicted model, not a curated record
AUGAGCCUUCGCCGCCUGCCGUUGAAGAUUCACGCCGCAAUGUCAGACGCCGCCAGGACUAUGGACGGUGUUUUUGCUGUACACAAACCAGCCGAUAUUACUUCUGCACAAGUUCUCCGCGACCUUCAGCGACAGUUCAACCGAUCAGAAUUCUUCAAGCCCUGGCUAGAAGCCGAGCGCCAGAGACUAAGAGAAGAGCCCAAUUGGAGUAACCGUCGUCGUGGGAAAAAAUCGAAGUGGGUGGACGUCAAACUGGGCCAUGGCGGAACUUUGGAUCCAAUUGCGACUGGAGUGUUGAUAACUGCUAUAGGCAAAGGCACAAAACAACUCAACAACUUUCUAGGAUGCACAAAAACAUACGAGGCCGUCGUACUCUUUGGUGUUGCAACUGAUAGUUACGAUCGUGUUGGGAAAGUCGUGAGCCGCGCGCCAUACGAACAUGUUACCAGGGAGAAAGUCGAGGAGGCAUUGAAGAAAUUCCGCGGUAAUAUAAUGCAGCGGCCCUCUAUAUUUUCAGCACUGAAAGUGAAUGGAAAGAAGCUCUACGAGUAUGCCAGAGAGGGAAAAGAACCUCCAGUUGAGAUUUUGGAAAGACCUGUCGAGGUUUCAAAUCUAGAAAUCGUUGAGUGGUAUGAAGGUGGCUCGCAUAAUUAUGUCUGGCCUACGGAAGAAGCCGAAGGGCCGGAGAAAGACGUUGCAAAAAAGAUGCUCGGAAAAGAGUCUGCCAUUCUGGCAACUGAUGGCAUAACCGUGGCCGCAGAUGACUCUGUCGUUGCCAGUGAAAAAUCAGAGCAGCCAGAAGGAAUAAGCCACAAAAGGAAAUCUCCGCCUCCAUCAGAUCCAACGGAACCAGCAGAACCUACAGAACCACAAGAGAGCACAAAGGAAGAAACGUCUGAACCUCCAGUAAAGCGACAGAAGCUGGAACCCGAAAAUAAAGCGGAGCCAACCACUACUAUCAACGAAGAGCUACCAUCUACGACCACACCUGCAGUAGAACCACAGACGUCUCCCACACCACCUGCGGUGAAGUUGACGAUGACCGUCUCCUCAGGAUUCUAUGUCAGAUCCCUAUCUCACGACCUAGGCCUUGCACUCGGAAGCAACGCAAUAAUGAGCGAGCUGGUGCGGACUAGACAAGGCGAUUUCGAACUCUCUCCUGAUAAGACCCUUGAGUAUUCAGAUAUGGAAGCCGGUGAGAGUGUAUGGGCACCUAAGGUGCAACGAUUUUUGGAAGAGUGGAAUGGCAAAGGUGCCCAGCAAGAGGAGCCACAGGCAGAUAAUGGACCUGCUGUAGCGGAUGCUGGAAAGGAAGAAGAAAAAUAA